This is a messenger RNA of Syngnathus typhle (broad-nosed pipefish), 1220 nucleotides long. RefSeq names its product transmembrane 6 superfamily member 2b (gene tm6sf2b). NCBI's taxonomy places the organism in Eukaryota, Metazoa, Chordata, Actinopteri, Syngnathiformes, Syngnathidae. Bases 54 to 1199 code for a protein of 381 amino acids. The transcript is spliced from 10 exons. The record is from RefSeq and is a predicted model, not a curated record. Gene Ontology annotation, cellular component: endoplasmic reticulum membrane; endoplasmic reticulum-Golgi intermediate compartment membrane. Gene Ontology annotation, biological process: regulation of lipid metabolic process; lipid homeostasis.
GCCGCGGGUUCUGCCUGGGAGUCAAGGCCGUGUAGCUUUUUGAACCUGAAGUAAUGGAGACGCUUGUCUUUCUGUUUUCCUUUUCCGCCCUGGGCAUUCUGUACUGCAUGAACGCCGUUCCUGCGCUCCAAGAGCCAUACGUGAUUCUGGUGAUCGGCAUUGCCGUGUUGGUUUUGGUCUUCAUCUUUUACCUUCUCAUCACUCGUGGGAAUCCGCCCAAAGAUGUUCUGUUCUUUGUUUUUGCUGAGUUCUCCUUCACGUGCAUUAUUGACUUGACCAGUGCCUUGGAGUACGGUGGUGUCAUCUCCGGCUUUAUGGAAUUCUAUCGUAAGACCGGGGAGCCUUACCUGGGUACGGCUUACGCCAUCGUGAUGUGUUACUGGGACGGAAUCGCUCAUUUUAUCAUGUACCUCGUCAUGAUUGGGAGAAUCGUGGACAGAAAAGGCUACCGCACACUGGGCCUGUUCUGGGCCGGCUCCCUAUGCGCCAACAUGAGCGUGUUCAUCACCGGCAUUGUGGCAGGGAAAUACGGCGCCGAGAUUCGUCCGGCCUUCUGGCUCAACUUCCUAUUCCUGGCGAUGCCUGCGUGGGGGGCGGUCACACUCUUUGCUCGGCCCAAGGACAGGCCGUUGAUUGGUGGAUAUAACGCUCAGCAGGCUCAGAGCAUGAAGCUCAUCUGGCGCCCGCUGGAUAUGAUGCUUGUGCUUCUCCUGCUGGCCGCCAUGGCCUUCACGGUGCUCCGAGGGCUGGUGGCGCUGGACUCCCCUCUAGGAGUAUGUUCCCUCUACGUGAAGCACUACGAGCCCUACUUGCGUGAUCCGGCGGGCUACCCGAGAGUGAUGAUGCUGCACCUGUUCUUCUACGGACUACCACUGCUGGCAGCGUUUGUUUACGGUCUCCUCAAGCCAGGCUGCACAUGGAUGCCUGACUGGACUGUGUACUUUUCAGGAGCAAUGAUCCAGUGCCAGUGGGCUCACAUCGGGGGGUCACUCCACAAUCACACAAAAACCCCGUUUCGCAUACAGAAUGAUGUAUUCUGGCCCGUGCUGGCGGCCAAUUUGCUCUACGCCAUCACUCCCCUCCUGGUGGCUUUGCGUGUGCGCAGUAACCCUUAUUUCUUUCUGAGGGUCGCUCCCUUCCCUGGGCAAACAGGUCUGCCAAAUAGUGAGGAGAAAGAUACCAAGUACAAAAAGAAAUAGUGGGAUGACUUGAAUGCCAAA